Molecule: messenger RNA, 2388 nt
Organism: Triticum dicoccoides
Lineage: Eukaryota; Viridiplantae; Streptophyta; Magnoliopsida; Poales; Poaceae
Product: transcription termination factor MTEF18, mitochondrial-like
Exons: 1
Coding region: 132-2018 (628 amino acids)
Biological process (GO): regulation of DNA-templated transcription
Molecular function (GO): double-stranded DNA binding
Source: RefSeq, a predicted model, not a curated record
UCAGUGAUGGACCAUCAGUUCAUUAUUAAUCCAACAAAAAUUCGCGACAAAUCUCUGGAGUAAAGCUCCGAGCUUUCCUUCAGUUUUUCCAAUCCCUCGAUGUCUCUACCGCCGGAAGCAAGUGACUAGCCAUGCUUAGGCGGCGGCUGCUCCGAGAGCUCCAAGCUUGCGCGGAGUCGCUCCCCCAAUCGAGCAAUCAGAUUGCGUUUGCAAGAAUCUGUGGAUGCCCGUUGAAUCUGACUAAAGAUUCGCGUAAGUAUUGUAAUCCUCCUAUCAGUUUCCGCUUGCCUCUAGUUUUUAGAAGAGGAGUUGUUGCUGGUUCUUGUGGCGUGAGAUCUUUUCAGAACUCUGAUGUCCAGCCGCCGGCUCGGUGCUUUUCCGGCGACGCCUGCGCGGCGCCUCUGGCCAAGAUCCCGGAUUCGCCGGUGCGCGUGCUCCGGCAUGGUCUCGUCCGUGCGAGCGCGCAGGCCUCGCUGCUCGAGUAUCUCCAUUCUACGCGGGGAAUAGAGUUCAUGCUCGCCGAGCACAUGAGCAAGAACUCUCCGGCGUUCCUCGCCCGCCUCCUUGCCAACGUGGACACCGGCGGCGGCGCCGAUGUGAGAUUGCCAGUCUCCAGGUUCCUGCAAUACCACCCCAUCAAUGAGUUCGAGCCGUUCUUCGAGAGCAUUGGGCUCAGGCCGUCAGAGUUGGGGAAGUUCUUGCCAAGUGAUUUGAUAUACCUGAAGGAUGCUGUCGAAUUGCUGGAGAAUUACCAAGUACUCUGUGAUUAUGGCGUGCCACGGACCAAGAUUGGUAAGGUGUACAAGGAGGCCAAUGAGGUGUUUGGUUAUGGACACAGUGUGUUAUUCUCGAAAUUGCAAGAAUAUGAGCUGCUUGGAUUGAGCAAAUCAACAAUCACCAAGCUUGUAGUGUGUUGCCCCAAACUCCUUAUUGGUGAAGCCAACCUUGAGUUUCUGCAUGUUUUGGAUAAGCUGAAAGCCUCUGGUAUUAUGCUCGGAUGGUUUAGAGGGGGUUUGUCAGAUGAGAGCACACACAACUGGAGACGAACUCUUAAAAUGCUUGAAUUUCUUGAUAUGAUGGGUUCCAACAACAAGACUCUGUUGGUAAGGCUGAUCAAAGAACAUCCAAGAUUUGUGUUUGGCGAAUCUGGUAAGAAGUUGUAUCUUCUUGUCAGCAUGCUGUGUAAAUUUGGCAUUCAGAUAGAUAGCAUGCUACAGCUAUUCGUGCAGUGCCCAUGGGUUCUAAACAUGAAAUUUCCAAAGAAUCUGCAGAAAUCAGUGGAUUUUUUGACUCAGAUAGGAAUGGAGGCAUUCGACAUUGCUCGGGUUGUCUCAUCAUGCCCUGAAAUUCUUGGUGCUAGUUCUUGUCAGAGUGUUGCUAUUGUGUUGUCUACCAUGAACCUGUCUGCUGCGAGGUUAUGCAAUAUCAUAAAAGAGGACCCUAUGCAGUUUGGUACUUUGGUAUCAAAGAAAAAAGUUGCUGCUGUGACAAAGAUAGACAGUUUUUAUCUUGGAGAGAAGGCUGAAUUUUUGCUGAAGAUCGGCUUCAUUGAGAACUCUGACGACAUGGUGAAGGCAAUGUCCCAUUUUCGUGGCCGCGGUGACCAGCUUCAAGAGAGGCUAGAUUGCUUGGUCGAUGCUGGAUUGGACUAUGAGGAUGCCUGCAGCAUGAUCAAAGUGGCCCCAUUUAUACUGAACAUGUCAGUGAGUAUGAUCAAGAAAAAGAUCAGCUACAUUCUGAAUGACAUCGGAUACACUCUUGAAUCUAUUGUUGCUUUUCCUGCGAUUUUCGGGUACAGUUUGGAGAAGAUGAAGCUGAGAUUCAUGAUGUACAAGUGGCUCACCGAAAAUGGUGUCAAGAUCAAACCAACAAACAAGAACAAGGUAAACAAGUCCAUGGUAGCCUUGAGCACCAUCAUGGCAUGCUCAGAUGUCAGGUUUGUGAAGCAAUUUGUGAAUCUUCACCCUGGUGGACUGGAUCAAUGGCAACGGUUGAAGAACUGUUCAACUAUUCAGUAAGAAUUACAAGACAAAUAUUCAAUUUUAUUUGGAAAAAUAUAUUCCGACGCACAAGCUUUAUUUCUUCAGCUGCCUCCUUGCAAUGCAGGGCUACAAUACAAAUCUUGACACAUCUUCACAAAUGCCAUGUCUGAAAACUCAAGUUUUCAUAUUUAGAGGUUUAUACUUUAGAUCUUGACUGAAAAACUGCUAGGACCUACUUGGAGAGGAAUAUCUCUUGGAAAGCUUUGGUAUUUAGUUAUUAGUAUGUUGUAGGAUAUAUCAGUUCAUCACAAUUGUAUAAAUGUAUAAACCUGAUAUUAACAUCCCAUGUGAGGUUGACCAGUGGAAUAAGGCUAAUUGCCAGUCUGUUUCCAGAUUACUUUUUUUC